This is a messenger RNA of Ananas comosus (pineapple), 2491 nucleotides long. Its product is annotated as protein RIK. The record is from RefSeq and is a predicted model, not a curated record. Lineage: Eukaryota; Viridiplantae; Streptophyta; Magnoliopsida; Poales; Bromeliaceae. The transcript is spliced from 12 exons. Gene Ontology annotation, cellular component: nucleus. Bases 233 to 2071 code for a protein of 612 amino acids. Gene Ontology annotation, molecular function: RNA binding.
UUGUCCUCCUCCUCGAUCCUCUGAGACCCCUCUCUCUCUCUCUCUCUCUCUCUCUCCCAUAGCCGAGGACGAAACCCUAGUAGGUGAACCCCACCUUCCCCCUCCCCCUGCUCCUCCUCCGCGUCCGCCGCCGAUUUCGCCACCGGAUUUGGGAUUUGGUGAGGAUAAGGCCCUUCUCCAUUGUCGGAGCUUGAGGUUUCGCGCGUAGUUUUGGUCUUCGUUGAGCGAGAAGAUGACGGAAGAUCGAAGCCCUAAAGCUUCCGACGAUUCCGCGGCGGUCGCAGGUGCCGCGAAGCAGAGGAAAAAGCGAAAAUGGGACCAGCCUGCAGAGCACUUUAUAUCUGCAGCAGCUGCUGUUCCUGGGUUGCCGGUGGGUUUGGGCGGGGUUGUUGGGAUUUCUCACCCAGCAGCAGUUCCUCUUCCUGUUACUGAUGCUGGAUCCGCACAGCUGUUACAAUCUGUUUCCAUUCCACAGAAUGCUGCUGAAAUCAUUCAAAAAUUAACUCAGCCAAAAAUUCAGGAUGAGUUAAUAGCACGGGAAAUUGUGAUAAAUGAUGCAGAUCCGAUCGUACGAUACAAGCUUACCAAACGCCAGACACAAGAAGAGAUUCAAAAGUGCACGGGUGCUGUUGUCAUUACAAGGGGAAAAUACCGUCCUCCAAAUAGUUUGCCUGACGGUGAAAAGCCACUGUAUCUCCAUAUUUCUGCUGGAUCCCAUUUGAAAGACAUGGCCGAACGUAUUAGAGCAGUUGAUUGUGCAGCUUCCAUGGUUGAGGAAAUAUUGAAACAAGUGCAGAAUUCACCGUUAGCUUCUAUCCCACUAAAUUUGGUCCAAAGUAAUGGGCAGGUUUCUCAUCCUCUUACUACAUGCUUAUUUUUGGGUUUUGAAGCGGACCCCUCAUCGAAUAUUGCAGCUCGUAUCCGUGGACCAAAUGACCAAUAUAUAAAUCACAUUAUCAAGGAGACAGGUGUACACGUUGAACUAAGAGGACAGGGUUCGGGUGACCUUCAAAACUGUCACUCUGAAGUGCAGCAGCCACUGCACUUGUAUUUGUCAAGUACCAACACCAAGAGUCUUGAAGCAGCAAGGAUUCUAGCGGAACACCUUUUUGACACAAUAGCUGCUGAAUGCGGUGCUUCCAGGAUCCCAUCGUCUAAGGUAUAUAAUGCUGUUCCUCCUCCUCAGCAGUUAUUGGCUGGAGUUCAUGGCUCGGCAAUGGUACCACCAUCUCCUGUCUCGAUAGCACCAUCAACAUCGCAAUGCUUUGCACCAACUGGAGUAUCAGUAUCCACAGGAUAUAUUAUGCCAAGUAAUGUCGUCCAACCGAACAUCGUUAGCUAUGCCCCUCCCUCAGUGACUGGAGGAACACGCUAUGCUGGAUAUGGAGGAAUAUACCCCCAAGCAACUCCUCUUCAGCAAGUUGCUUUAGCACUCAGGCAGGCACCGGCUUCAACUGCUCCUGCUGUUUUAUCCACUAGCUUAUCCGCAAGCACAACGGCGAAGACUUCAAGCACAAGUGCUGAGCCAGACAAACGUCCUCCACAAAAGCGGAAAUUUCAGGAGUUGCUGGUUUCUCCAAAGGGACCUACAGCACCCAGUCAGAACUUACGACAGGGAUCAGAAUUUCUUAAGCCAGGUUCAAAAGAUUCGGGCAUCAGAAGUAUUUCGUCCAUGCCACCUCCAAGGAAGUUAGUGGAGCCUGCAUCGUGUAUGAUGCCCCCGCCGCCUCCAUUGAAUAUGCCGCUGCCUCCACCUCCAAGGAACAUGUCUCCACCGCCACCUAAAUUUUUUGCACCUCAAUCAGCUCCAAAGAUUGAGAGCAGCAGCUUAUGUUUGAAUGACUCAAUACCGCCGCCAUUAUCCACAAGGACUGCUGCAACAAAAUCCUCAUCAGUACAAUCUCCUCCAAAGAAGCAAGUCACUGCAAAUACAAAUGGAGAGUCUGUUUCAGAUACACUGCUGAAGCUGAUGGAGUAUGGAGACGAGGAUGACGAUGCUGAUGAAGCUGAAGAACUCGUGAAGAGCAGUCCAGUUCCAAAAUCAGUGCCGAAACCGUUUUGGGCUGUGUAAUUUUGAUUGUGCAUUGUCAUAGUUCUUUGGAGGAAUGCAGGGUAAAGAACUAAAGUCGUUUGCCACUCUAUCAUUUGUCGCAGCGUGGCGUUUAUAGGUGGAUUAUAUUGGCAAAAAGGUCGAUCUUGCAACGGCCAAACCCUCUGCUGCUGCAGCUGCCGUUGAAAUGGUGGCAAAUUUUGGCAUAUGUUGGCGAUGAAGAUAUUAAUCAUUUGAGACGAGUUUAGGUACAUAUCUCCUGCUUUUUUCUAAUGUGGGAGAUGGGAAUGAAUGCCUCAUCUUUUGAGACUUUUUCUUCUCGUUUUCCUUAAAUGUAGUGCAUAUUGAUGAUCGAGGUGAUUGAUCAUUGUGUAAUACUAAAUGAUUUUUGCACUUGUUAUUGGCGUUUCCUUUUAAGAUUUGAGCUUUGUUGGUAAUUAA